CUCGCACCUGGAAAUCGUGACUCUCUGCAUCUCGCACCACCAGCUGCCAUCCCGUGAAGAAGUCAAAGCAGUGGGUCUAGCGCCUGGUAAGUCCCGAUCCGGCAAGACCGGUGUCUGUGGGCGGGCGAUUCGUUGGACCCUUCGCACUAUGUGCGCGGCGGUGGUGACAUCACAAGGCGAUGACGAUGAACCGCAACGAGCCGCGACGUCUGACAUUGACGCACUGCAUCCGCUGACCCUUAUUAUAUUCCGCAGGCACUCUCCACCACGUCAAUUCUUCGCACAAAGCUCAUCUUCCUGCCCCGGCCUCCACACCUGCCUUGUUCGCCUUCUGACAAGCCUGCUAGCCAGUUUAUUUGUUCGCGCUCCAUCCGUAUUCGACGAGCAUACUUUAGCGGCGAAUUCUUCAUCGAAACUUCACAUCUACAACUAUGGUUUCCAAAGCUCUGAACAUCGGACUGCGGUCCUGGCAGUUGCUCUGCUCGGUCAUCAUUAUGGCCCUCAUCGGUAACAUGAUCGCCACAGCCUACAGCGGCAACUCGGCAAUGGUCAACUACGACAUGUUUGUAGCAGUGUUCGGAUUGCUGUCGCUGCUGUAUCUGCUGCCGACAUCGUUCCUGGACAGCUACAGCAUGCCUCUCGUCAACAUGGGGCUUGACGCGCUCAACGUCAUCUUCUGGUUCUGCGCCGCCGUCGCCACUGCCGCAUAUCUUCAUGUGCACAGCUGCAGCAACAGGGCUUACACCACCACCAACCACAUCACCAACGGCAGCCCCAACACCGAGAAGCGCUGCCGCGAAGCCCAAGCCUCGACCGCCUUCUUCUGGUUCGGCUGGGCCGCGUGGGUCGCAACUCUGGCCUUCAGCAUCAUGAACGGCCGCUCCUCUGGCGCGAACCUCCGCGGCGGCAUCCGCCGCGGGCCCGCCAUGAGCCAGGUCUAGGAGCCUUGGUGGUGCGGCAGCAUCCAAAGCUGGGAAAAGAGCUGGAAUACUCGGCCAGAGACUAAGAUAGGGGACCCUUGCAGUGCGCCGGGGGCGUAAUGGCUUGUCUUGAUGGCAACGAAGGUAUUGCGUAUUUGUGUCAUAUAGCUAUGUACUGAUGUGAUGACUACGGUAUCGGAUGGAAUGGAAUUGGAAUUCGGAUGGGCAUCUUCGGCUGCGAGACCAGCGCGAUGGCUCGGAUAUGAUACACCAGGGAUUGUCUGCUUCGGCGUUUGAGCUUAUUGCUUUGAACGGCAAUACUAAUAAUAAAU
Messenger RNA from Paraphaeosphaeria sporulosa, 1252 nucleotides. RefSeq lists its product as uncharacterized. The record is from RefSeq and is a predicted model, not a curated record. Lineage: Eukaryota; Fungi; Ascomycota; Dothideomycetes; Pleosporales; Didymosphaeriaceae. Gene Ontology annotation, biological process: protein localization to plasma membrane; eisosome assembly. Gene Ontology annotation, cellular component: eisosome; plasma membrane. The coding region runs from base 432 to 941 and encodes 169 amino acids. The transcript has 3 exons.